AUGACUGGAAGUAAUAAUAGUAGUAAUAAAGAAUUAAAUAAGUUAAAUGUAAAUAACAAAGUGAUAAAAACACCUGUAAUGAAUAGAGGUAAAGGAAAGCCUUUAACAAUAGCGGAAAUUAAGGCAAAAGCGGCUGCUAAAGAAGCUGAAAUAAAAAAACAGGCUGAAUUGAAGAAACAACAAGAAGAGACCCAAAGAUUAAGAUUAAUUGAGAUUGAGAAAGAAAAGAAAAAAAAAGAACAGGAAAAAGAAGAACAGAUCAAAAUUCAACAAGAGGCUGAUAAAAUGAAAAGAAGUGUUUUAAAAAUGAAUAUAAAACCUACUAAAAAAGAAGUAGUGAAAGAUAAACAAGUCAAAGAAGUUAUUAAGGAUUUUAAAAGUCCAAUUUGUUGUAUAUUAGGACAUGUUGAUACUGGAAAAACAAAAUUACUUGAUAAAUUAAGAGAGUCAAAUGUUCAAGGAUUAGAAGCUGGUGGAAUAACACAACAAAUAGGAGCAACUUUUUUUCCAGUUGAUAUGCUAAUGAAAAAGUGUAAUAUAGAUCUUCCAGAUUUACCUGGAAUAUUAAUUAUUGAUACACCAGGACAUGAAUCGUUUAGUAACUUAAGAUCUAGAGGAUCAUCACUAUGUAAUUUAGCCAUUUUAGUUGUUGAUAUUGUUCAUGGAUUAGAACCACAAACAAUAGAAAGUAUAAAACUGUUAAGACAGAGAAAAACACCUUUUAUUGUAGCUUUGAAUAAGUUAGAUAGAAUAUAUGAAUGGAAAAGUAAUGAAUAUGGAAAUUUUAGCUAUGAUAAACAGGAUUAUGCAACACAACAUGAUUUUGACGAUCAGUUAUUAAGAGUUAAGGGUGAAAUGGCCCAAUUAGGAAUUAAUACAAAAUUGUUUAAUGAAAAUGAUCAGCCUAAAAAGUUUAUUUCACUUGUUCCAACCUCUGCUAUAACAGGAGAAGGAAUACCUGAUCUAGUUAAAUUAUUUUUAGAACUAUCAUAUAAGUUUAUGUUGGAGAAGAUGAGGAUUAAGGAAGAAACAGAGUGUACGGUUUUAGAAGUAAAAAAUGUUGAGGGAUUUGGAGUAACACUUGAUUGUAUUUUAAGUAAUGGAAAAUUAAAUGAAGGAGAUAAAGUAGCCUGA
Molecule: messenger RNA, 1134 nt
Organism: Hepatospora eriocheir
Lineage: Eukaryota; Fungi; Microsporidia; Hepatosporidae
Source: the annotation of a GenBank genome assembly